CGGCAAAGCUGCGACCAGGCAGAUUCAGUCGUUUUUUGCGGACGACGGGGACAGUAGCUGUGCCACGGGCUCGGGCUCUCCUCCUACUUUCUAAGGAUGGCCCAGAAGGAGAAUGCCUACCCCUGGCAGACGUCUCAAUCGGGCCUGAACACCCUACCCCAGAGGGUCCUCCGGAAGGAGCCUGCCACCCCAUCUGCACUUGUCCUCAUGAGUCGCCCCAACGGCCUGCCCACAGCUGCCCAUGGCCAGAAGGUGAGAGAAAAUAGCAUUGGCGUGCGCAACUCCAGACAGCCCCUCACAAUCAACGACUUUGAGAUUGGGCGUCCUCUGGGCAAAGGCAAAUUUGGAAAUGUGUACUUGGCUCGAGAGAAGAAAAGUCAUUUCAUUGUGGCACUCAAGGUCCUCUUCAAGUCCCAGAUCGAGAAGGAAGGUGUGGAACACCAGCUGCGCAGGGAGAUCGAAAUCCAGGCCCAUCUGCAGCAUCCCAACAUCUUGCGGCUCUACAACUAUUUUUAUGAUCGGAGGAGGAUCUACUUGAUUCUGGAGUAUGCCCCCCGGGGAGAGCUCUACAAGGAGCUACAGAAGUGCCGCACUUUUGAUGAGCAACGAACAGCCACGAUCAUGGAGGAGUUGGCGGAUGCUCUGAUAUACUGCCAUGGGAAAAAGGUGAUUCACAGAGAUAUAAAGCCAGAAAAUCUGCUUUUAGGGCUCCAAGGUGAGCUGAAGAUUGCGGACUUUGGCUGGUCGGUGCAUGCUCCCUCUCUGAGGAGGAAGACAAUGUGUGGUACCCUGGACUACCUGCCCCCAGAGAUGAUUGAGGGGCGCACACACAAUGAGAAGGUAGAUCUCUGGUGCAUCGGGAUACUCUGCUAUGAGCUGCUGGUGGGGAACCCACCCUUCGAGAGUGCCUCACACAAUGAGACCUAUCGGAGGAUCGUCAAGGUGGACCUGAAGUUCCCUCCUUCUAUGCCCGCAGGGGCCCAGGACCUCAUCUGCAAGCUGCUCAAACAUAACCCCUCUGAAAGGCUGCCCCUGGCCCAGGUCUCAGCUCACCCUUGGGUCCGGGCCCAUUCGCGGAGGGUGCUGCCUCCCUCUGCCCCUCGUUCUGUCCCCUGAUCAUCUCUGUCAUUUACUUGGUUGUAUCUGUUUGUAUGUCUGUGUGUGUUCAGGGGGAGAAGGAGCCCUAGCCUGUACCCUUAUCUGUCUUCUACCUCCUUUUUAUUUAAUAAAGGCUGGAGCUUUUUGUACUGAUGAA
Messenger RNA from Marmota flaviventris (yellow-bellied marmot), 1255 nucleotides. It is a transcript of the gene Aurkb, whose product is annotated as aurora kinase B. Gene Ontology annotation, biological process: protein phosphorylation. Gene Ontology annotation, molecular function: protein kinase activity; ATP binding. NCBI's taxonomy places the organism in Eukaryota, Metazoa, Chordata, Mammalia, Rodentia, Sciuridae. The record is from RefSeq and is a predicted model, not a curated record.